Lactuca sativa (garden lettuce) is the source of this 930-nucleotide messenger RNA. The record is from RefSeq and is a predicted model, not a curated record. Lineage: Eukaryota; Viridiplantae; Streptophyta; Magnoliopsida; Asterales; Asteraceae.
AUGUUGUCUAUUGUCGAUAGUUAUUCCCAUUGCGCUGCCAUCGCCGAUCUUCAAGCAAGAGCCAUCAACGAUCAAUCGGUAAUGGACACUGUCAAUGUUCAUGAUGUGGAUAUUGAUACACCCAAAAUGAAAGUUCCAAAUAGGUUUCAUUGGGAUCCUCAUACAUUCAAGAUAUUUCUUGAGGAAUGUAUGACCGAGCUAAAUAACAGGAAUAGGACAGAUACUUAUUUCAAACAGGCGGCGUGCCAAAAUAUAUGUAAGAGGCUUUUGGAACGAACGGGUAAAGAAUUGGACAGAAAUCAAAUGACAAACAAAUGGGACAUUAUGCGGAAAGAGUUUAAAUAUUAUGACCGUUUAACAAGACUAGAAACGGGAAUUUCAACUGAUCCCACGAAAAAUAUAAUCUCAGCAUCAAAGGAAUGGUGGGAUGAGAAAAUAAAGGAAGAUAAAGAGUAUGCUAAGUUUAAGGAUAAGAAUUUGGAUGUGUAUCAGACAUAUUAUGAGGCUUUAUUUCAGGAUACUGUAGCUGUUGGAGACAAGGCUAAGGUACCUUGCGAAUUUGGCACUGGUAGCAUUCCGGUUGAUGUACAGUAUGUGGAUAUUACGAAUGAAAAAAUGGAUACUGACGGAGUCCGCUUAUUUGAAGAUGUUGAUCCUUUUCUCACAUAUGAUAGUUCUAGUAUGAAAAGGAAGGGAAAGAAGUUAACUCCCAGGCAUGACAACAAAAGAAAAUUUGAAGGGAAUAAUGAAGGAAAAAACGAAGGGAAAAAUAUGGCAAACUUGUCAUAUGAAGAGAAACUAGACACUAUUUUUGAUGUUUUGUUAACAAGGAGCACUCAACCCUCUAGACAAACCAUACAGUCACCCACAACAGAAGAUUACAUGGCAACUGUCUCUACUUUCCCGGGUUUUGAAGAAGGGUCAAUAUGA